UGGAAUUCAUUCAUAAAAAACAUGGCCGCCAGUUUUGAUGGCCAUAAAACGAAAUGCUACCAAUACCGCGCACUCAAGGCGACGGACGACGCAUGCGUGGAAGAAUUGAUUACUAAAAAUGACGUCACAAAAUGGUCGUCGCGGCCGCUCAGUAUAAAAACUAAAAAUUAAGGCACAGGUUGUUCCCCAAAAGGCUCAAACAGCCAGGAUUUUGGUUCAUUCGCGUUCGGACUCCGCGGUGGUUCGUUUGAGUAAAUGCUAGUUGAUUUGUGUACCCAGUGACUGGUAGCUAAGGAGACAAGAUGGUUUAUCCUAUUGUACUUAAGUUUAUGAGAAUGUGGCAGUCUUCGUGUCCAGUUUUACUGAAAAUACUGUGUUUAUCACUGCUGGUGUGCUCCGUGCAUGGCCUUCAGCUGGACAGCCAGGCCUCAACACGAAGGCCGAGGGUCACAAAAUAUAGCAGAACUACCGUCGCUCCUGGGGGUACCACGGAGGCGGUGACGGAACGGAGUUUAUCGACAGCGACGUAUCGUCUGCAGGGCAGCGGUGGUGAAACAUGCAUCCUGCUUACAGUGGACGCGCUUAUAGAUAUCUCUUAUCUCACCAAACUGAACGAAAGGGCGGACGCGAACACAUUCGUGCCGAACAACGCGAACGUGGGGGGUGUUUGCAAGGAGGGGGACGCGGAGCAGCUCAUCAUCUCGUUUAAGGACUUCACGCUCGAAUUCUCCUUCGCUAAGACACCAGGCGGUGAGCGUUGGUACUCCGGAAACAUCAAGCUGAGCUACAACUCUAGCGCAAGGAUCUUAGAACACGCAGCCAAGCAGGGACGGCGGGUCGUUCUGUCAACCAACUCCAGGAACCUUCUGUUCCCUACACCGGUUGGGAAAUCAUUCUUCUGCCCUGAGGAGACAGUUAUAGAUCUUACAGAGGAUGAGACUAGCCCAACAACCGCUCACAAAGCCAAGCUGUACCUCCGCCAAAUGCGUCUCCAGGCCUUCAUGUUCAAACGGGACGGUGAAUUUGGCCCUCCCUGGCACUGUUCCGACUCCGCGCGAGCGCGUUCCGAAACCGCUCCUGUCGCAGUAGGUGCCGCGCUCGCGAUAGCCACCGCUGGUACGCUCGUGUGUUACGCCAUCUGGCGUUAUCUCAAGGUCAAGAAGGUGCAGUAUGACACGAUGGAGUGAAGAGGUUAGGUGCGUUCUGGAUUUUGUUGCUUUUUAGGGAUGCGAUAUCGAUAAUGUCGAUAGUUACAGAUAAUGUCGAUAGUUCUUACACAUUAAAUAAAUUAUUUUAAAGGUUUUAUUUUGACCUUAAAUAUCAAAUCAUACAGAAGCGAUAUUUCGCUUUUUUACUUAUUUCCUUGGUAAUAUCAUAAACAAUUUGUCAAUUUUGAGCAACCUUUAUUAUUUAUAUCUUUAUUUGUAAAGCAGCGAUAUGAUAAGCUUUGAUGUUGUAAAAUUGCUAGCAAUGUGAUGGGCUUUAGGUAAGAUGAAACGGUUCUAACGGUAUUAGUAACUUCGUUAAACGAGUUAAAAGGAGGAGGUUUUUAUUCACACAUUGUUUGAUCGUGUGUGAUACUAUUUUAUACUUUAUGUGGCCGUAACGUUUUGUGGGUGAAGUUCAGAACGCAUUGUAUGUAAGCUAAGCUAGUGAGAUCUCAAAACUAAUUAUGCCAAUGUCGAUAUCUUUUUAGGGUGGUAGACCAAUGUCAAUUUGACGUUUGACAAGUUGUCAGAUUUGACGUAUGCAAGUGAGAUAAGAGUUAAAUGUGGUUCGCACAGCUACCAACGCUAAGCGCAAAUCCAUUGUUGCCAUAUCAUAAUUCAAUUACUCGUUAAAGUUGGUAGGCCUGUAUUUUAAGGAAGUUUGAAAUGUCCAUUUCAUACAUGCGGUAUAAUUUCCUUAGCGCAGUUCCUCUAGUGGUGUGAAAUAAAAUAUCGAUAUUACGAAAUCAUUUUUGAACCCUUUUUUGAAACAAUAUUAAAAGGAGUAUAUGGAUGAUAUUAUGAUAAAAAGAUUUAAUCGACAUAAUUAGUGUAAUGGAUGAAAAAUGAAAUAAAAGGCAGCAAGUCUGCGAGAAAGUUAGUAAUAGUUGUUUAAAAAUGUUGUUGACGGUUGAUUAUUAAUGUAAAAAAAUAUUUAAUCCCCAUCCCAUAUAACCCCAAAGUUCCCAUAGGUUAGGACCUUUUAUUUAAACAACUAAGAAAAUUGGCUUACACUUGGAAUUAUAUUUUAGAGUCAAUUUUCUCGAGGACUAUAAUUAGUGCAUCAUAAUCAAUAUAAUAGGUACAUAUCACAUGAUAAUAAUUAUAUAAUUUAGCGUUCAUUGUAAUUAUAUGGAGGAUAUAUGAUAUAUGAUUUGAGAUUGUUUGCGGUAGCGGACAUUAGAGUACGUGUACAAGCAAUAAGUACGUUUUUAUUAUGCCCGUCGUAUGACACAUGGCUGAUUCGAUGUUGUAUUGUGCGCAAAACUUGGGGUUACUAGUGUCGCUUAUCGUAUUGUAGAUUUAAGGUUUUUGUCUCAAGGGUCUAAAUAAAAUUGUGAAUGUCUGCAUCGUUAGCGUCACUAGUUAUUGGUAGAAACAACACAGUUAAUCUACCUUCAUAUGCAUUAUUUCCCUGAGGUUAGAGCUCCAGGUUACUCCCGUGGUAGCAUUUUUUUAAAUUAUAAAUGGGCUUACUCUUGGCCACAGACUAGCCAAAGGCAAACACGUGGCCUACGAUGGAGUGAGCUCGCCCAGAAGAUGCCUGUUCACUCUUGAUUUGAAGAAGACAUUUAAGACCACAUUCUGACACUAUUCACCUCGAGUCUUCUUAUUUUCCUGUAGAAUAAAAAUACAUCUCUAAACCUGACAAGUUAUGUUACAAUCACUGGUCUGUGGAUGUUUGUUUCUAUAUCUAUGUCGAUUUCAUCGUCCGUUGAGGUCCCCAGUUUUA
Messenger RNA from Leguminivora glycinivorella, 2940 nucleotides. RefSeq lists its product as uncharacterized. The transcript is spliced from 6 exons. Lineage: Eukaryota; Metazoa; Arthropoda; Insecta; Lepidoptera; Tortricidae. Bases 303 to 1187 code for a protein of 294 amino acids. The record is from RefSeq and is a predicted model, not a curated record. Gene Ontology annotation, cellular component: membrane.